CCCAUACCACGUUUUCAUGGUUCAACUCUGUUUUCACUUGCUCUAGUACUUUCCAUUUCCUUCCUGUGGAGGCAGCAGAAGAGGCAAGUUGAAGGAGUAAUGGUUGAGUGCGAUGAAAACGUUAACGAAGCAGCAAUGUCAAUGUCCAUGGACCCUCGCGCGAGGCACGCACAAGCCAUAACAUCACACAUCAAAGACCGCGCAGUGUGGAACAACCUCAUAACCCACUACUCCAAAUCCGACCUUUCUUCCUACGCCGUUUCUCUCUUCCAGCGACUCCCUUUUCCUCCCAACGUUGUCUCAUGGACCGCAUUAAUCUCCGCUCACUCCAACACCCUCCUCUCCCUCCGCCACUUCCUCGCCAUGCUCCGCCACAACACUCUCCCCAACCACCGCACCGUUGCUUCCCUCUUCACCACCUGCGCCGCCCUCACUGCCGUCUCUUUCGCCCUCUCCCUCCACUCACUCGCCCUCAAACUCUCUCUCUCCCAACACCCCUUCCCCGCCUCCUCCCUACUCUCCCUAUACGCCAAACUCCGCAUGCCCCUCAAUGCACGUAAGGUGUUCGACGAAAUUCCCCAACCAGACAACGUUUGUUUCUCCGCCUUGAUCGUUGCACUCGCCCAGAAUUCCCGCUCUGUCGACGCUUCAUCGGUCUUUUCCGAAAUGAGGGGUCGCGGUUUUGCGUCCACGGUUCAUAGCGUGUCCGGGGUUUUACGUGCUGCUUCACAGCUUGCUGCAUUGGAGCAGUGUAGAAUGAUGCAUGCACAUGCAGUUGUUGUGGGGCUUGAUUCUAAUGUGGUGGUGGGUAGUGCGCUUGUUGAUGGGUAUGGUAAAGCGGGUGUUGUUAACGAUGCAAGGAGGGUUUUUGAGGAUAAUUUGGAUGAUAUGAAUGUUGUGGGGUGGAAUGCAAUGAUGGCUGGUUAUGCACAGCAGGGGGAUUAUCAAUCUGCUUUUGAACUGUUUGAGUCUUUGGAAGGCUGUGAACUCGUGCCGGAUGAGUAUACUUUUUUGGCGAUAUUGACUGCCUUGUGUAAUGCUGGAAUGUUUCUCGAGAUUGCUCCGUGGUUUACGAGGAUGAGAGUGGAUUAUGGUUUGGAACCGAGUUUGGAGCAUUAUACGUGUUUGGUAGGUGCAAUGGCGCGUGCUGGAGAAUUGGAGCGUGCAGAGAGGGUUGUGUUGACGAUGCCGAUUGAGCCGGAUGCUGCAGUUUGGCGAGCUUUGCUAUCGGUUUGUGCGUAUCGUGGUGAGGCUGACAAGGCUUGGAGUAUGGCAAAGAGGGUGUUGGAGCUGGAGCCGAAUGAUGAUUAUGCUUAUGUUAGUGUAGCUAAUGUGUUAUCGAGUGCAGGGAGGUGGGAUGAUGUUGCAGAGUUGAGGAAGAUGAUGAAGGAUAGGAGGGUGAAGAAAAAGGGUGGGAGAAGUUGGAUUGAAGUGCAGGGAGAAGUUCAUGUUUUUGUGGCGGGGGAUUGGAAGCACGAGAGGUCCAAGGAAAUUUAUCAGAAGUUGGCAGAGCUUAUGGGGGAUAUUGAAAAAUUAGGGUAUGUUCCUGUUUGGGAUGAGGUGUUGCAUAAUGUUGGGGAGGAAAAGAGAAAGGAGGCCCUUUGGUAUCAUAGUGAGAAAUUAGCAGUUGCAUUUGGAGUGUUGUGUGGACCUGCACCACCAGGGAAGCCGUUAAGGAUUGUGAAGAAUUUGAGGAUUUGUAAGGAUUGCCAUGAGGCUUUUAAGUACAUGACAAGAGUUUUAGAAAGGGAAAUUAUUGUGAGGGAUGUCAACAGAUACCACAGAUUUGUGAAUGGUAACUGCACUUGUAGUGACAUAUGGUAGCAUAUACUAUAAACAUGUUUGAGGCUUGAUUCCAGUGACAAAUUAUUAAGAGAAAGAAAACUGAUUUCCCCCCAUAACAUAUACAGAUUUCUCUUACAACAGGAUGUAUGGAAAUCGUGUUAUUCCCACAGCUAGUUUAUUGUUUUCUUUAUGGUUAUUGCACGAGAUGCAGUUAAGGAGGCUGGGUGGGGCGGUACUCCAAUUAAUCUACUUGGCAUAUGAUGAGUGGAUAGCAUUCUGUAACUCGAGGUGACUACUUUUAAUCACUUGAAAGACUUAAUGUAUUCAUGCUUCAAAUACAAAGAGAUUGGGGAGAAUGAAGUGGAGAUCGCAUGUUUUUGGAAUCAGUGAGGAAGUGCUUAGAGGAGGAAAGUUGAGACUGGCAUUGUGAAAACACGCCCUCAUAACACUGUUAACAGCUGAAGAAGUGAAGAUUUCAACACCAUUUGCUGCCCUUGGGGAAAGUAUUAUUCAUUCAUUUGAAAAUUGGACAGCUUAUACAAAAUUCAAAAAUCGCUUCAUACUUGGCAUAAAAAAUUAAUUGUAUUGGCUUCAAAGGGUAAAGUUAUUGAAAGAUGCAAUAUAAGUGAUUGAUAUUCUUCCA
Molecule: messenger RNA, 2428 nt
Organism: Glycine soja
Lineage: Eukaryota; Viridiplantae; Streptophyta; Magnoliopsida; Fabales; Fabaceae
Product: pentatricopeptide repeat-containing protein At4g33170-like
Exons: 3
Coding region: 100-1824 (574 amino acids)
Biological process (GO): RNA modification
Molecular function (GO): RNA binding; protein binding; zinc ion binding
Source: RefSeq, a predicted model, not a curated record